CUUCCUCGGUUGUUGGACCCAACUCUUGGGCACUCUUAGGCUUUUCUCAGUAUCCAUACUUUUCUGCGGCCACUCCCCUCGUCUCCGCCCGCCCUCCUCCUACUCUUCACCUCCCUCUCAUCAACUCCUCUGAAGCUCUCAUCCUUCCCAUGUCCAUGGCGUUUCUGAGCUCUCUUUCUUUCCAUUGAAAAGUUGGGGCAACUUUUAAUUCUUCCCAUUUCGUUAAUCUUCCGUUUUCGGCCUCGAAAUUGGAGAUUUCUCCCUGGCUUCUUCAGCUCCCUGCGUAAGUUUUCUCUGGAUUUCUCUCUCUGCGUAAUUAGUCGAAAGGAUUUGCCACUGUUUGUUGUUUUCUAGUUGCAAUCAGUUCCUUUUGCGUUUGUGGGCUCUGCUCAAUUCGUGGUGAACGUUCUUCUUUGUUCCUGCGAUUGUUGUUCAAUAAUUGAGGGAAUUUGUGCGGAUUUUAGGGUUUAUGAUCUUCUAAAAGCUUGUUGGAAUUGGAUGUUUGAAGAUUGUUCUAAUUUAGGGUUUUGUUUUGGCUGUGGGUUUAGCUUCUGAUCUUGCUAUGAUACAUCUAAGUUCUAGGAUUCUUUAGGUUACUCUCUCUUGGAUCAUAUGCCCUGUUUUUCCUGAGAUCUACCCGUUUGGGCUGAGAAAUUGCGGGUAAUCUUGAUGGACUGGUGGGCAACAUUCAAGAACAGGUUGAUAUCAUACAGUAGUUAUUGGGAUGAACGAUUCUGCAUCCAUUGGCCGAUUUCAUGGACUCGUGCCGAUGUCGUUAGCAUUUGAUUUGAAUUUAAGUUCUUGUUGUUGAUUGUUUUAUUGGCCAAAAUGAUGGGACAUGGGAACUACUUUGUGGAAUGGAAGGAGCAAUUUGUUUCGCAAGAACGAGGAAACCGUGUCGUUCAUUAUUUUUUGAAGGAUUCGGGUGGAGAGUCGAUUCUUGCAGUUGUGGGGACUGAGAGGAGUGUUAGACACAUGUUUUAUGUUGUUGCUGAUGAGUUUUUGCAAGCUCAUGGGAAGGAAAGUUCUGUUCAUACCGGUUUCAAAUGGAGAUCGAGGAGAGAGGUCGUGGAUUGGCUUACUUCUAUGCUAUCUAAGCAGCAUUCGCCUCGGGAUCAUUCUGAGCCUUGUAAAUUUGAUGCAAUACAAGCCCUGGGAUCGCUUCAAUUUUCACAUAGUGGAGUAGUUGUUCCACAAUCCAAGGUUCGCCCAUCGAGGAAUUCCAAGGGACUUGCAUCAGAUAUUGUAUGGUCGGGUGCUGCAUGGACUUGCGGUAAACGACUCAAGCAUUACCCAUCGUUUUGCAGGAAUGGGACUUCAAUCAUGGUACAAUCUUUUGUUUAUGUCAUGGCUAAGGUAGACAACCACUACCUUGCUUAUCUGGAAGACAUGUACGAAGAUAAGAGGGGUCAGAAAAAGGUGAAAGUGAGGUGGUUUCAUCGUAGUCAAGAGGUGAAAGGUGUGAUCACGUUGCGAAACUCUCACCCGAGAGAAGUUUUCAUCACACCGUAUGUGCAGGCCAUCAGUGUCGAGUGUGUCGAUGGUUCUGCAACAGUCUUGAAUCGUGAACAUUACGAAAAAUGUGUGAAUGCCUUUCCUCAUGAUGCACUUUCCAAAGUUCAUCUUUGCUAUAGACAGUUCAAAAGUAACCGAUUAAAAUCCUUCGACCUGAGUAAAUUGCGUGGCUAUUUCGAUCAGCCAGUCUUCUCUUGUCUGAGUCUCAGUGUAUUAUCAAAAUCCGAGCCCGUCUUCGAUAGCUUGACUGAGGAGGACGAUGAAGAUUUGGACCCAGAAAAUAGUGUUAGACCGCAAGUUAAAAGGAUGAGAAAUGCUAAAGGAUGUCGAAAUUUUGAGUUCGCAAAUUCAAAAGUUCGAAAGUCGGGUAGUCAUCAACAUAUGUUGACCUAUAAAUCUUGCCAGAACCAUAAUUACAGCUUUCUAGGCACGAGGUUUCUUUCACAUAGACAUGUUUUGGACGAUAACAACCCAGCGUACGAGGUUAACGAGAAGAUCGAAUUGCUGUGUCAAGAUAGUGGCAUUCGAGGCUGCUGGUUCAGGUGUACGGUUUUGUAUGCAUCAUCGAAACAGAUUCGAGUACAAUAUGAUGAUCUGCAAGAUGAAGAUGGCUAUGGCAACCUUGAGGAAUGGGUCCCUGCUUGUAAAGUUGCUCUACCCGACAAACUCGGCAUGAGGCACCCGGGUCGCCUAAUCACAAGACCAGUCCCACAAGAGAAAACAGAGCUCACUCUUGAUAUCGGUGUCGCAGUUGACGCAUGGUGGAGCGAUGGCUGGUGGGAAGGAGUCGUUACUGGCCUAGAUGUUUCAGGCAACGACAACGUGCUCGUCUACUUUCCAGGUGAAAGCUUAUUCUUAAACAUUCAUCGAACCAAUCUUCGAAUAUCUAGAGACUGGUUAGGAGGCCACUGGAUUAACAUCGACACCAAACCUUCUAUACUUUCAACUAUAUCUGACAAUAAACAUUCCAAGUCUGCUAUUCAUGUAGCCAUGUCGUGCGUCGACAUUAACACCGACACUAAUCCUAGCCACGUAAAGGAGGAGGAAGAGACACUCGAGGAAACUGCGUUAGCUAGUCUCGAAAAGCUUCGUGAAGCAAACGACGAGCAGAAGCAAGUAUCGUCGGACGAAGACAACCGGAGUGAGGACGAUGAUGAUGUAGCUGACACGAAAAACAGUACCCGUGAUUUGAACAGCUGUGAUAGUGAGGAGGAAAACGAUGAACGUAGCAAUGGCGUUAAAUCGGAAAUGGAUUCCAUGGAAACGUCUGAACCGAACCGAGAGGAAGAAGAAGGAGAGGACAUGGAUAUGGAAGGUGUAGAUGCUUGUGCUCUGCUUUGUAAAUAGUUGAUGACUUAAUAUGUACAGAAUUGAGUGCAGAUUUAGUUGAGAGUAUUACUAUCUUAGUGAUGUAACAAGAUACUAUUGAAAGAUGAUUAUAAAGUUGUAUUUUCGUUGUAUUU
Cucurbita moschata (crookneck pumpkin) is the source of this 2978-nucleotide messenger RNA. RefSeq lists its product as uncharacterized. Gene Ontology annotation, molecular function: chromatin binding. NCBI's taxonomy places the organism in Eukaryota, Viridiplantae, Streptophyta, Magnoliopsida, Cucurbitales, Cucurbitaceae. The record is from RefSeq and is a predicted model, not a curated record. Bases 829 to 2862 code for a protein of 677 amino acids. The transcript has 6 exons.